Molecule: messenger RNA, 11257 nt
Organism: Phodopus roborovskii (desert hamster)
Lineage: Eukaryota; Metazoa; Chordata; Mammalia; Rodentia; Cricetidae
Gene: Itpr2
Product: inositol 1,4,5-trisphosphate receptor type 2
Exons: 57
Coding region: 109-8214 (2701 amino acids)
Biological process (GO): calcium ion transmembrane transport
Cellular component (GO): membrane; endoplasmic reticulum
Molecular function (GO): inositol 1,4,5 trisphosphate binding; inositol 1,4,5-trisphosphate-gated calcium channel activity
Source: RefSeq, a predicted model, not a curated record
CGCGCGCGCGCCGUGGCCGAGCCGUUCGGACUCCCCGGACCCCAGGGGCCUUGUCUCACCCCUGCGCGCAGCGGAGGCAGCGGGGAGGCCACAGGAGCGUGAGGCAGCAUGUCUGACAAAAUGUCCAGCUUCCUCUACAUUGGGGACAUCGUGUCUCUGUACGCGGAGGGCUCAGUCAACGGCUUCAUCAGCACCCUGGGGCUGGUGGAUGACCGCUGUGUGGUACACCCAGAGGCAGGGAACCUUGCCAAUCCCCCCAAGAAGUUCAGAGACUGCCUUUUCAAGGUGUGCCCUAUGAAUCGAUACUCUGCCCAGAAGCAAUACUGGAAAGCCAAGCAGGCAAAGCAAGGAAACCACUCUGAGGCGGCCCUGCUGAAGAAGCUCCAGCACGCCGCUGAGCUGGAACAGAAACAGAAUGAAUCAGAGAACAGGAAGCUUUUGGGAGAAAUCGUGAAAUACAGCAAUGUUAUACAACUGCUGCAUAUAAAAAGCAACAAGUACCUGACUGUCAACAAGAGGCUGCCCGCGCUACUGGAGAAGAAUGCCAUGCGUGUGUCCUUGGACGCCGCAGGGAACGAAGGGUCCUGGUUCUACAUCCAUCCCUUCUGGAAGCUGAGAAGUGAGGGUGAUAAUAUCGUCGUAGGAGAUAAAGUUGUUCUGAUGCCUGUGAACGCUGGGCAGCCCCUGCACGCGAGCAAUGUGGAGCUCCUGGACAACCCGGGCUGCAAAGAGGUGAACGCCGUCAACUGUAACACUAGCUGGAAAAUCACUUUAUUCAUGAAAUUCAGUUCCUAUCGAGAGGACGUGUUGAAAGGGGGCGAUGUUGUGAGACUGUUUCAUGCUGAACAAGAGAAGUUUCUGACCUGUGAUGAUUAUGAGAAAAAACAGCACAUUUUCCUUCGGACGACCUUGCGCCAGUCAGCAACUUCAGCUACUAGUUCUAAAGCACUCUGGGAAAUAGAGGUGGUUCACCACGAUCCAUGCCGAGGCGGCGCCGGACAAUGGAACAGCCUGUUCAGAUUUAAGCAUCUUGCAACUGGGAACUACCUAGCUGCAGAGCUCAAUCCUGACUAUCGAGAUGCUCAAAAUGAGGGAAAGGCUGCGAGGGACGGAGAGCUUCCGGCCUCAAAGAAGAAGCGCCAAGCAGGGGAGAAGAUCAUGUACACGCUGGUCUCAGUACCACAUGGAAAUGAUAUCGCAUCCCUUUUCGAACUCGACGCCACAACUCUUCAGAGAGCUGACUGCCUGGUUCCAAGGAACUCCUAUGUGCGGCUAAGGCAUUUGUGCACCAAUACCUGGGUAACAAGCACCAGCAUCCCCAUAGACACCGAGGAAGAGAGGCCCGUCAUGCUGAAAAUUGGAACUUGCCAGACUAAGGAAGACAAAGAAGCUUUUGCCAUUGUGUGUGUCCCGCUGUCCGAGGUCCGAGACUUAGACUUUGCCAAUGAUGCCAACAAAGUUCUGGCAGGCACAGUGAGGAAGCUGGAGAAUGGCAGCAUCACUCAGAACGAGAGGAGGUUUGUGACUAAGUUGUUGGAAGACCUCAUCUUCUUUGUGGCUGAUGUGACUAACAACGGACAGGAUGUUCUGGAUGUGGUCAUCACCAAGCCAAACCGGGAACGGCAGAAACUAAUGAGGGAACAAAACAUCCUGGCACAGGUGUUUGGAAUCCUUAAGGCUCCUUUCAAGGAGAGGGCUGGAGAAGGCUCGAUGCUGAGGCUGGAGGACCUGGGCGACCAGCGCUAUGCCCCCUACAAGUACAUGCUGCGCCUCUGCUACCGAGUCCUGAGGCAUUCGCAGCAGGACUAUAGGAAGAACCAGGAGUACAUCGCUAAGAACUUCUGCGUUAUGCAGUCCCAGAUUGGCUAUGAUAUUUUGGCAGAAGAUACGAUCACCGCCUUGUUACACAACAACCGCAAACUACUGGAGAAGCACAUUACGGCAAAAGAAAUAGAGACCUUCGUCAACCUGCUCAGGAGGAACCGGGAGCCGAGGUUUCUGGACUAUUUGUCUGAUCUCUGUGUGUCCAACAGCACUGCUAUCCCCGUCACUCAGGAACUCAUCUGCAAGUUCAUGCUGAGUCCUGGUAACGCGGACAUCCUCAUUCAGACAAAGCUGGUGUCCAUGCAAGUGGAAAACCCCAUGGAGAGUUCCAUCCUCCCUGAUGACAUUGAGGAUGAGGAAGUGUGGCUUUACUGGAUUGACAGCAACAAGGAGCCUCAUGGCAAGGCCAUCAGGCACCUCGCCCAGGAAGCCAAGGAAGGCACCAAGGCUGACCUAGAAGUUCUGACCUAUUACAGGUACCAGCUAAACCUCUUCGCCAGGAUGUGCUUGGACCGCCAGUAUCUGGCCAUCAACCAGAUUUCGACACAGUUGUCGGUGGACCUGAUCCUGCGCUGUGUGUCUGACGAGAGCCUGCCCUUUGACCUCCGAGCUUCUUUCUGCCGGCUCAUGCUGCACAUGCACGUUGACCGGGACCCCCAGGAGUCUGUGGUGCCCGUUCGCUAUGCCCGGCUCUGGACCGAAAUCCCCACAAAGAUCACGAUUCAUGAGUAUGACUCCACCACAGACUCUUCCAGAAACGAUAUGAAGAGGAAAUUUGCCCUCACAAUGGAAUUUGUUGAAGAAUAUUUGAAAGAAGUUGUAAACCAGCCAUUUCCUUUUGGGGACAAAGAGAAAAAUAAACUGACAUUUGAGGUGGUCCACCUGGCUCGGAACCUGAUAUACUUUGGAUUCUACAGCUUCAGUGAGCUGCUGCGGCUGACCAGGACGCUGCUGGCUAUCCUAGACAUCGUCCAGGUCCCCAUGUCAUCGUACUUUGAAAGAUUAAGCAAAUUUCAAGAUGGAAGCAACAAUGUCAUGAGGACCAUCCACGGGGUAGGAGAGAUGAUGACUCAAAUGGUGCUUAGCAGAGGCUCCAUCUUCCCGGUGAGUGUGCCCGACGCACAGCCCAGCGCCCACCUGAGCAAGCAGGCAAGCCCCGGUGAGCAGGAGGACGUGACGGUGAUGGACACCAAGCUGAAGGUCAUCGAGAUUCUACAGUUCAUCCUGAGCGUCAGGCUGGAUUACCGGAUCUCGUACAUGCUGUCCAUAUACAAGAAGGAGUUUGGGGAGAACAAUGACAAUGGGAACGCCUCUGCCAGCGGAUCCCCAGACACAUUGCUGCCGUCAGCUAUUGUUCCUGAUAUCGAUGAGAUUGCAGCCCGGGCAGAAACCAUGUUUGCUGGAAGAAAGGAGAAGACUCCAGUUCAGCUCGAUGACGAAGGAGGCAGGACGUUCUUACGGGUCCUCAUCCACUUGAUCAUGCAUGACUACCCUCCGCUGCUGUCGGGAGCCUUGCAGCUGCUAUUCAAGCACUUUAGCCAGAGAGCGGAGGUGCUGCAAGCCUUUAAACAGGUGCAGUUACUGGUGUCGAACCAAGAUGUCGAUAACUACAAGCAAAUUAAGGCAGAUCUCGACCAGCUUCGGCUGACGGUGGAAAAAUCUGAGUUGUGGGUUGAGAAGAGCAGCAGCUACGAGAAUGGAGAGAUGGGCGAAGGCCAGGCCAAAGGAGGCGAAGAGACAAACGAGGAACCCAACCUCUUGAGUCCGGUGCAGGAUGGCGUGAAGACGCCACAAAUCGACAGCAACAAGUGUAACAACUACCGGAUCGUGAAGGAGAUCUUGGUUAGGCUGAGCAAGCUGUGUGUGCAGAGCAAGAAGGGUCGCAACCAACACCAGCGGCUGCUGAAGAACAUGGGGGCUCACUCGGUGGUGCUGGACCUCCUGCAGAUCCCCUACGAAAAGAACGACGAGAAGAUGAAUGGGGUGAUGGAAUUAGCCCACACCUUCCUGCAGAACUUCUGCCGGGGGAACCCGCAGAACCAAGUUCUCCUUCACAAACAUCUCAAUCUGUUUCUAACUCCUGGACUCCUUGAAGCGGAAACCAUGCGACACAUCUUCAUGAACAACUACCAUCUGUGCAAGGAGAUCAGCGAGAGGGUGGUCCAGCACUUUGUACAUUGUAUCGAGACACACGGCCGCCACGUGGAGUACCUAAGGUUCCUGCAGACAAUCGUGAAAGCGGAUGGCAAAUAUGUGAAGAAAUGCCAGGACAUGGUCAUGACGGAGUUGAUUAACGGGGGUGAAGACGUGCUGAUCUUUUACAACGACAGAGCGUCAUUUCCCAUCCUCCUUAGCAUGAUGUGCUCUGAGAGAGCCCGCGGGGAUGAGAGCGGCCCCCUGGCCUACCAUAUCACCCUUGUGGAGUUGCUGGCAGCCUGUACGGAGGGAAAGAAUGUCUACACGGAAAUCAAGUGCAAUUCUCUCUUGCCCCUGGACGACAUCGUGCGGGUGGUGACCCAUGAGGAUUGCAUCCCUGAGGUCAAGAUCGCGUACGUGAACUUCGUCAACCACUGUUACGUUGACACGGAAGUGGAGAUGAAAGAAAUCUACACAAGCAACCACAUCUGGAAGUUGUUUGAAAACUUCUUGGUGGAUAUGGCGAGGGUCUGUAACACCACCACAGACAGGAAACACGCAGACAUCUUCCUGGAGAGAUGUGUGACGGAGUCAGUCAUGAACAUCGUGAGCGGCUUCUUCAACUCGCCCUUUUCGGAUAACAGCGCCAGCCUCCAGACACACCAGCCAGUCUUUAUCCAGCUGCUGCAAUCUGCCUUCAGAAUCUACAACUGUACCUGGCCCAACCCUGCCCAGAAAGCCUCUGUGGAGUCCUGUAUCAGGGCGCUGGCUGAAGUGGCCAAAAAUCGUGGGAUUGCAAUCCCAGUCGAUUUGGAUGGCCAGGUUAACACACUCUUCAUGAAGACCCAUUCAAGCACGGUGCAGAGGGCGGCCAUGGGCUGGAGGCUCUCCGCUCGCUCUGGACCUCGCUUCAAGGAAGCUCUUGGAGGGCCGGCAUGGGAUUACAGAAACAUUAUCGAGAAGUUACAGGACGUCGUGGCAUCGCUGGAACAGCAGUUCAGCCCCAUGAUGCAGGCCGAGUUCUCGGUGCUCGUCGACGUGCUCUACAGUCCGGAGCUGCUGUUCCCAGAGGGAAGCGAUUCCAGGAUAAGGUGUGGCGCCUUUAUGUCAAAGCUGAUUAACCACACAAAGAAACUAAUGGAGAAAGAAGAGAAACUGUGCGUUAAAAUCCUGCAGACGUUACGGGAGAUGCUGGAGAAGAAGGACUCCUUCGUGGAAGAGGGUAGCAUACUCCGGAAAAUCCUUUUGAACCGCUACUUCAAAGGCGACCAUGGCGUUGGUGCCAACGGACCCCUGUCAGGGGCCUAUGCCAAGACAGCUCAAGGGGGAGGAGGCUUCUCUGGACAGGACUCGGAUAAAAUGGGGACUUCGAUGUCCGAUAUCCAGUGCCUGCUGGACAAAGAAGGAGCAUCCGAACUCGUCAUUGACGUCAUAGUGAACACCAAGAACGACAGGAUUUUUUCCGAAGGCAUUUUGCUUGGCAUCGCCUUGCUGGAAGGAGGGAACACACAAACGCAGUAUUCUUUUUACCAGCAGUUGCAUGAACAAAAAAAGUCAGAAAAAUUCUUCAAAGUCCUUUAUGAUCGGAUGAAGGCUGCUCAGAAAGAGAUCAGAUCCACGGUGACGGUCAACACCAUAGACUUAGGGGUCAAGAAGAGAGACGAUGACGGUGACCUCAUGGCCUCGGGCCCACGGUUGAGAGUGAGAGAUCCAUCACUUCACUUGAAGGAGGGAAUAAAAGGGCAGCUAACAGAGGCAUCUUCAGCCACCUCCAAGGCGUACUGUGUGUACAGAAGAGAAAUGGACCCAGAAAUAGACAUGAUGUGCCCGGGGCCAGAAGCAGGAAGUGCAGAGGAAAAGUCUGCAGAGGAAGUUACCAUGAGCCCGGCCAUCACCAUCAUGAGGCCCAUCCUCAGGUUCCUGCAGUUACUGUGUGAGAAUCACAACAGGGAGCUACAGAACUUCUUGAGGAAUCAGAACAAUAAGACAAACUACAACCUUGUGUGUGAGACGCUACAGUUUCUGGACUGCAUCUGCGGAAGCACUACGGGCGGCCUGGGCCUGCUGGGGCUCUACAUCAACGAGAAGAAUGUAGCUUUGGUCAACCAGACCCUGGAGAGCUUGACCGAGUACUGCCAGGGCCCGUGCCAUGAAAACCAGACCUGUAUCGCGACUCACGAGUCCAAUGGCAUCGACAUCAUCAUCGCCUUGAUUCUGAAUGACAUCAACCCUCUUGGCAAAUACAGAAUGGACUUGGUGUUACAGCUGAAGAACAACGCCUCCAAGCUUUUGCUGGCCAUUAUGGAGAGCAGGCGCGACAGUGAGAACGCGGAGAGAAUUCUCUUCAACAUGAGGCCCAGGGAACUGGUGGACGUGAUGAAGAAUGCCUAUAACCAAGGACUGGAAUGUGACCACGGGGAUGAGGAAGGAGGGGAUGACGGUGUUUCUCCAAAGGACGUUGGGCACAACAUCUACAUUCUGGCCCAUCAGUUGGCCCGCCACAAUAAACUGUUGCAUCAGAUGCUCAAGCCUGGCUCUGACCCUGACGAUGGGGAUGAAGCCUUGAAGUAUUACGCCAACCACACUGCACAGAUUGAGAUUGUGCGGCAUGACAGGACUAUGGAGCAGAUCGUCUUCCCGGUCCCCAAUAUCUGCGAGUUCCUAACUCGGGAAUCCAAGUACCGAGUAUUCAACACGACGGAGAGGGAUGAGCAGGGAAGCAAGGUGAACGACUUCUUCCAGCAAACAGAGGACCUCUACAACGAGAUGAAAUGGCAGAAGAAGAUCAGAAACAACCCCGCCCUGUUCUGGUUCUCCAGGCACAUCUCCCUCUGGGGGAGCAUCUCCUUCAACCUGGCUGUGUUCAUCAACCUGGCUGUGGCUCUCUUCUACCCAUUUGGGGACGAUGGUGAUGAAGGCACGCUUUCCCCUCUGUUCUCCGCCCUCCUGUGGAUGGCAGUGGUAAUCUGCACAUCUGUGCUGUUCUUCUUCUCCAAGCCUGUGGGAAUCCGGCCGUUUCUUGUGUCCAUCAUGCUCCGAUCAAUAUACACCAUCGGGCUGGGGCCAACACUGAUCCUUCUUGGUGCUGCUAAUCUAUGUAACAAAAUCGUGUUCCUGGUGAGUUUUGUGGGGAAUCGAGGCACAUUCACCCGCGGUUACCGAGCGGUCAUCCUGGACAUGGCCUUUCUCUACCAUGUGGCAUAUGUCCUGGUUUGCAUGCUCGGCCUCUUUGUCCACGAGUUCUUCUACAGCUUUCUGCUCUUUGAUUUGGUGUACAGAGAAGAGACCCUGCUGAACGUCAUCAAAAGCGUCACCCGCAAUGGCCGCUCCAUCAUCCUGACCGCUGUGCUGGCUCUCAUCCUGGUCUACCUGUUCUCCAUCAUCGGCUUCCUUUUCCUGAAGGACGACUUCACCAUGGAAGUGGACAGACUGAAAAUCAGGACACCAGUCCCAGGUAACCACGGGGUUCCUACCAUGACCUUACCUUCCAUGACGGGGGCCUGUCAGAGGGAGAACUGCUCACCCACAAUCCCCUCUUCCGACACAGCCGAUGAGGGGAGUGAGGAUGGAAUUGAAAGGACAUGUGAUACCCUGCUCAUGUGCAUCGUCACGGUGCUGAACCAGGGCCUCAGGAAUGGCGGUGGCGUUGGGGAUGUGCUGAGACGACCAUCGAAAGAUGAGCCCUUGUUUGCCGCCCGCGUGGUAUAUGACCUCCUUUUCUUCUUCAUCGUCAUCAUCAUCGUCCUGAACCUGAUUUUUGGGGUCAUCAUUGACACCUUUGCCGACCUCAGAAGCGAGAAGCAGAAGAAAGAAGAAAUUCUCAAGACAACGUGCUUCAUCUGCGGCCUGGAGAGAGACAAGUUUGACAACAAGACGGUGUCCUUCGAGGAACACAUUAAGUCAGAGCACAACAUGUGGCAUUAUUUGUACUUCAUCGUGCUGGUGAGGGUGAAGGACCCGACAGAGUACACAGGGCCUGAGAGCUACGUGGCUCAGAUGAUCACGGAGAAGAAUUUGGACUGGUUUCCUCGGAUGCGAGCCAUGUCACUUGUCAGCAACGAAGGCGACAGUGAACAAAAUGAGAUCCGGAACCUGCAGGAGAAACUGGAAUCCACCAUGGGCCUAGUGAGGCAGCUCUCUGGGCAGUUGGCGGAGCUGAAGGAACAGAUGACUGAACAAAGGAAGAGCAAGCAGAGGCUGGGCUUCCUGGGAUCAAACACACCCCAUGCGAACCAUCACAUGCCACCACACUGACACCACGGGGGCACGCCGCCGACCAGCCUGUCAUCACAUGCCUGCCCCAUCGCCGAAGGACGGACGGAGAUGGAGGGAGCAAACAGUGGCUAUUGUUGAAAAGCUAAAAACAGCCAAGUGCCGAGAUGCUGAGCCAUUUAGCUCCCAGAACAAUCCCUAACUGUGUUUUCAUGCUUGAGAAGACUCAGGCUCAAAAACAGCACAGGGCACACAGACUCUCUGAGCAGCAGGAAACAACCAGGCUGAGAGAGGGUGGAGAGCAGCAGACCUCCCCCCUGCUCAAUCGCUAUGCCCCGGCCUUGUCUCACAUUCUCACGGCAGCCUGAGGUCUGGUUGGGUUUUGUUUCUUCAAAUUAUGGCACACAGGUCAGAGUCAAGAAGCCACACGCUGGUGGCCGAGUCUGACUAAGAAAGAAAAAAGAACUCAUUAAGCUUCCGAACAUUACGUGUAACUGGACAGCUUCUACAUGACAUGAAACAUGACGGGCUCGGAGCUCUACACACUUGGUGCGUUGGAGUUCACACCCCACACAUUGAAAACGUAACUUUCUCCCAGACUCUGUGCACAGCUGCACCAAAGGGAGUUUUCAUAGAACUGGCUUAAAGUCACGGGAAUGCUCAGAUCAUGAAAGAGGAAACAGCUUUGAGAGUUGAUGCUAUUAAAUUAAAUACUGCUAUUAAUAAAGGAAACACUCAAAAGGUGGCAGAAAACACUGAGAAACUUCCUCUGGUGGUUUUGCCUUUUGUAAGCAUGGAGUGAAAAAGCAAGUUGAUUUGUAUCUGUGGUGCUUGAGGACCUGAGUGUUUGCUAUCCCCGUAGCCAUGGGAGGGAAAUCUAAGAAAUAUAUUGAAUAUACAAGAAUGUGCAGACUUUCAAUGGCAAUAGUUCCUUCCCCCAAACAGUUUCCAUGUUGAAUCUUUUGACCAGAAUUUCUCGAGGGAGAGAAUAACCUGGGUGGAUAGAUUAUUUUUGGAGACUGUUUGAGGCAUAAGCGUGAAAACGGCUGUGUGGCGAAGGGCCAGCAGCCAUGACACUACAUUCUGAGCCGGGCCCUUCAGAUGGACCCUCAGGGUCUCCAGACUCUUCAAACUCUCAGCCACCGAGGGUCACACGGGGUCUGUUACAACAACGUUUAACGCUUUAGGGUGUUUCAAGACAGCUCCAGCUGUUGGCUCCUAAUAAGUAAAGUCCUGGGUCUAUAUAGACUCUGCAGAUGGGAAGCCUAGUAGGUCGAGCCUUGGGGUCUAGUGAGGUGCACUAAAUUUACCCAAGCGGCACACGCUAAGACCGUACUAAAUUAUGACAUGUCCUUAGACAGGACCAUGCAUGCCCCACUUAGCCUGACCCUUGCCAGGGAUCUGCUGCAGUUACCUUAAUUCUUUGCUAAAACUUUAUAAUGACAAACUCUCUUCUAAUGACGUCGACAAACUUAGACUAAGGCAGCCAUCUUUAAAAACCCAAGGCCAUCAAUGCUGUGACAGCCUUCGAUAAAAAAAAAAAAAAAAGACUGGUCAAUCUUUUUGAAAGGGGUGGGGACUGCUGUGGGGUACGUCUGACCCAACGCCCAAGCCGUGGCGGCAGCUCGCGUAUUCCUCCUGUGGGAAUAGCCAAGAGAGGUUUUCCCCUGAUGAGACUCUCGCUAUGUGACUUCUUUUCAGCUGCAUUUUUCUUUCCCCUUCUCGAUUAAAGAUUAUAAAACAAAAUUUAUAUUUAAAAAAAAGCAAAUGAGACAAAGGGCACUUUUCUAGGACAUAGAAUUCAUAAAGAUAUUAAAAAAGGAAAUUUGAUGUCUGGUGAGAGUUUACAUUUGUCAUGUGUGUUUCUUAACGUAACUGGAUUGUUUGAAGUUGAGCAUACUCGGUAUUCUCUUAUGUAUAUAGCAAUAUUAAAAAUGCAGUCACCUCUGGCUUCUGUGCUAGGUUUUUUUUCAAUAUUUAGGUUAUUAAAAUCCAUAUUGAUUAAAAGUCGCAGCUCCCUCUGAAUAAUACGUUUAAUUUACAGAAGGGUUUGCUCCCCUGUGUGUACCAUUCUGAGGCUAAAGAGUUCAAUGAAAGAUACCUUCUAAAUUAAAAUAAUCAUUUGGGAGUAGAGAUCUUGCACUGUCUAGAGAUAAUAUUGACCAGCGGUGUGCGUGCAAAGACAGUAUUUUCUACCCUCUAGAAAGUUAAGUUAGAAAAGGGCUUAUUUUCCUCAACCUGCCAUUUUCUUUCCCCUGUGACUGCCAUUUAAUUACAGACUAAUGUGGUGUGACUCCAUCCCUGGGACUGAGUGUGAAUAGGGAGGCCUGGGAGUUGGUGAUGAAGACUAAAGAUGGGAUUUCACUCCCAGCAUGCCAUCUAGCGGGAACGCAGCAAGAAGAGCUUACCUUCAGGGAGCUUGGGUAGGAAAACAAUGCGUAGGAUUGAUGACUUCACAACUGAGAGACCUUAAGCAAGCAGACAGCCACACUGUGUGGAGGAGUAAGCAGAAGACAGCAUACCACUGGCAGCUGUUUUACAGCUUUAUCACAAUAUUCUGUCCUGGAGAUCCCUUCCAAACAAGCAAGAUGCAGUACAGUUAGCACCAGAGGGGGUGGGCGUCUUAAGCCCACACACAGAUGGCUGUGGGAGCCGGGCAAAGAGCUGGCAGAGCUGUGCACAUCUGAGGCUCUUCCCCUGAGCAAGGGCGGGUAGCAAUGUGCGCCAUGCUAAGCUGUCUAUUUGACAGCCAAUUCCAUAUUUCAGAAAAUGCUGGAGGCUACCCAAGGCCCUUUACUUACUCAUCUGCUACCAUCUCUGCAGUAAGGGUUUCUAUGACUCCCUAAAAUCAAACAGACUGAGUGUGUGCGUGCGUGUGUGACAGAGCUCUACAGACAGCUCUCGGUCACCUCUGUGGAGAUUUUCCACAGAUCUGAGCCGUUUGUGAAAUGACUGCCAAUACUCACUUUGCCAAAUUAUUCUCUUUCCUCUAGCCAGAGAGAAUGUCUGUCUUAUCUUUUAAAGGGGUGAUUUUAACAUACUGUUGGGGGCAGGAUAACUUAUUAGUUAAUAUUAAUAAAAUGAA